UGCUGUUCGUGAUGUUUAUGUAGACUUCAUGUACAGCUCAGGUGAUUUUGAUGCACGUGAGAAAAUGCACGUUGGGGACCUGUGACGAUGCCUCCUCCGCAUUUAACAUGCAAUAACAUGUUUAUGUUCCUGCAGACAUCGGCCCCAUCUUGAACUCCGAAGUGUGUAUAUAUGCAAGGCAAGGACGGUGAUAUCUGAUCACCAAUAUCCCAUUCUCUCGAAUCUCACACAUCGACUCAAAGACAAGAACACCGCAACAAUGGUCACCCUCGCCUCAACCCUAACAACUACCCCAUGGUUCUUCGAACCCCUCCAAAUCUUCGCAACUCUCGGUGCCGCAGUAAACUUUGGCGGCUCAGUCCUCCAAUCGCCCUUGAUCAUGCCCACAUUGACCGACACAACCGUAAACGUACCAAUCCACCACACCGCCCAACAAACCUCCUACCUCCUCCACAACAGCGAGCACUUUUUCCCACCUCUAAACGCUUUAUGCUCGGUCUCAAACCUCAUCCUCACGUCCACUGCUUUCUUGAAGUCUCGCGAUGGCAAUCUCAUUGCAGAGGCAAAGUUCCCAAAGUUGGCGGCGGCUUUUGGGUUGAAUGUUGCUACUACGGCGUGGGCGUUGUUGAUACAGGUGCCGAUGAAUAAGAGGAUGAGUAGAUUGGCAGAGAUUCUCAAUGAAGGUGUUGCGGCAGGAAAGGAAAGGGAUAGUAGGCAAAAGGCUGCGGAGAAGGAGUUUAGGGAUUUGCAGGUUAGGUGGGCGAGGUUGAAUUAUGGAAGGGCUGCUAUUAUGAUUGCUAGUGCUGUUGCUAGUGCUCUUGCAUUGGUUUCUAAGCCUUGAUAUUGAGAUGAAGUUGUUGUUCGGAUCAUGUUAUCGUUGUUUCUUCUGAAGGCCCAAGUUGAUCAGAGGAGAUAAGAGUGAAGCCAGAGAUAUAAUGCAUGGGAUGCCCGAAUUCGACCUCCUCCUUCGCUUCUGUGUGUCUUCUAUUUCCUCCCAAAUACAACAAUUCAUGUAGACUAGGAUGGUAUGGUCUUCUGAUCUUUGCGUCGUAGCUUUCGUAACACUCUAGAGCACCAAAA
Messenger RNA from Aureobasidium subglaciale EXF-2481, 1080 nucleotides. RefSeq lists its product as uncharacterized. The transcript has a single exon. The coding region runs from base 260 to 841 and encodes 193 amino acids. The record is from RefSeq and is a predicted model, not a curated record. Lineage: Eukaryota; Fungi; Ascomycota; Dothideomycetes; Dothideales; Saccotheciaceae.